Messenger RNA from Fusarium graminearum PH-1, 1014 nucleotides. RefSeq lists its product as uncharacterized. The record is from RefSeq and is a predicted model, not a curated record. Bases 1 to 1014 code for a protein of 337 amino acids. Gene Ontology annotation, biological process: secondary metabolic process. NCBI's taxonomy places the organism in Eukaryota, Fungi, Ascomycota, Sordariomycetes, Hypocreales, Nectriaceae. The transcript has 2 exons.
AUGGUUUCCCUCUCUGAUGUCCACCAAACCAACGCCUCAGCCGCAUCAAAGCUACCAGCAGGCCUCGUCGCCGUCUUUGCCGGCGCAACAGCCGGUAUUGGUGAAACAGCCCUCAAAGCAUUCGCCAAACACGCCCCUCAGCCCAAGAUUUACUUUAUCGGUAGAUCUAAGGAAGCAGGUGAUCGACUACAAACUGAAUUGAAGGAGCUUAAUCCUGAGGGCAGUUAUGUCUUUAUAGAAAAGGACAUGAGCUUGUUGAAUAAUGUGGAUGAGGUGUGUCGAGAGAUCAAGAGUAAGGAGACGGCGUUGAAUGUGCUGUUUUUGAGUCAGGGAACGCUUAGGAUUGGUGUUGGACUUCCCAUGGUCAUGGCACUUACACACUAUUCCCGGGCUCGCUUAACAGUCAAUCUCCUGCCUCUUCUCCAAAAGGGUUCGUCUCUGAGAAGAGUAGUGACAGUCAUGGCUGGUACAAAAGAAGGCCAGAUCUUUUCAGAUGACAUUGCAUGCCGCAACGUUCCCUUCACAAGCAUCCACCGCUCCCGAGGCCACAUGUGCUCGACCCUCACUCUCUCCCUCGAAGCGCUGGCUCGUCAAGCCCCAGAGGUAUCAUUCAUCCACAACUUCCCCGGCUCCGUGGACACGGAUCUCAUCCGCAGCGGCGACGGGGUCAUGAUGCAGGUUAUGAAGUACUGGUUCAAGCUCAGCAUGGGUAUCAAGAGACAGUGGCUUCCGAAGGAGGAGUGUGGGGAGAGACAUGCGUGGUUAUGCUGGAGUGGGAUGUUUCCUGAUAAGUUGGGCAAGGAUGGGAAUGGCGUUGAGAGUGCUGGGGUUGUUGCGGUUGGUGUUGAUGGGAGCAGGGGUGGUGGUGUGUAUAGUCUUGAUUGGGAUGGGGAGAGUGCUGGGGAUGAGGUUGUUAGGCUGUUGGGUGAGUAUCGACAAGAGGGUAUGGUUGAUAAGGUCUGGAAAGAUUUGGAGACGGAGUUUGUUAGAAUCACAGGCAAGACUUGUAUCUAG